CAUCAUUCCGGAGGACGAGUUCACCAAAGAGAAGGCUCAGCUAUUUCGCAACGGCACGUACGAGCCGUGGGGUUCGAACGAGCGUGAGAAAGCGGCCUGGGAGGGAGAGAUGAUGCGCCGCAUCCGCGCAGCGAAAAUUGCGGAGACGAGAGACAAGCAGCACGAUGCUCGCACGGGCAAGCGCUCGUCAGGAGAAGCAGUUCACAAGCUUCGCAGCGAGAACAAGAACACUGCACACGACGGAAAGCAGAAGUCUCAUGAUCAGCAGCGCUCUGGUCGCGCAACGCGAAGCGGCGGGAAUGGAGGCAUCUUUGAUAUAUCAGUUUAGAUGCCUAGAUAACAACUUCGCUGCACUCACUCUCGUUUCAUUUAGAUGUUAUCCGACAGCACUCUUCCAUCUCAAGGCUGUCAUCGCGACAACUGGGUCUAGGUUAUUUCAUUGAAGUUCACUCCCACCUUCCAGACAAACCUUACCCAUCAAACUAACACAUAGGUGGAACUGGAAGUAGCAGGGCCGACUUCGACAAGGUAAAUUCGCGC
This is a messenger RNA of Amoebophrya sp. A25, 540 nucleotides long. The record is from the annotation of a GenBank genome assembly. Lineage: Eukaryota; Dinophyceae; Syndiniales; Amoebophryaceae.